Molecule: messenger RNA, 3274 nt
Organism: Nicotiana attenuata
Lineage: Eukaryota; Viridiplantae; Streptophyta; Magnoliopsida; Solanales; Solanaceae
Product: transducin beta-like protein 3
Exons: 14
Coding region: 216-2837 (873 amino acids)
Biological process (GO): endonucleolytic cleavage in 5'-ETS of tricistronic rRNA transcript (SSU-rRNA, 5.8S rRNA, LSU-rRNA); endonucleolytic cleavage to generate mature 5'-end of SSU-rRNA from (SSU-rRNA, 5.8S rRNA, LSU-rRNA)
Cellular component (GO): 90S preribosome; nucleolus; small-subunit processome
Molecular function (GO): U3 snoRNA binding; protein binding
Source: RefSeq, a predicted model, not a curated record
UUACCCUACUAAUGUUUUCUUAUUUUCAAUUUAAGGGUUUAAGGAAAAAAAAAACAGAAGGGAAACGUUGUAAAACCCUAAACCCUGUCCCUGCUCCGCCCUCAACCCUCCUUCAGUGAACUGGCGCAAAAUUCUUUCUAAUCUCAUCCUCUGAUAAUUUUACAAAUAGUGGGUGUUUCUGAAUUUCACUGCUCAAACCCUAGGAAGAGACUAAAAUGGCGUCAACGGCAUUGAAGAAAAGUUACAAGUGUGUGCAGUCUCUGCAGCAACUCUACACAGGCGGGCCUUACGCUGUAGCUUCGGAUAAUUCGUUUCUCGUAUGUGCUUGCAAUGACACAAUAAAGAUAGUCGAUUUAUCAAACGCUUCAAUAAAAUCGACCAUAGAGGGUGAUUCUGAGCCAGUGACAGCUCUUGCUCUAAGCCCUAAUAAUAAUUUCCUCUUUUCUGCUAGUCAUAGCCGACAGAUUAGAGUUUGGGACCUUUCCACCCUCAAAUGCCUACGCUCCUGGAAGGGGCACGAAGGACCUGUGAUGGGGAUGGCUUGUGAUGCAUCAGGUGGAUUGCUGGCAACAGCUGGGGCUGACAGGAAAGUUCUCGUGUGGGACGUCGAUGGAGGCUUUUGCACUCAUUAUUUCAAAGGUCACAAAGGGGUUGUCACAAGCAUUAUGUUUCAUCCUGACCCGAAUCGGCUGCUGCUGUUCUCUGGUGGUGAUGAUGCUUCCAUAAGGGUCUGGGAUCUGACGAGGAAGAAAUGUCUGUCAACACUAGAGAAACAUCAAUCAGCUAUCACUUCCAUGGCAAUAUCUGAAGACGGAUGGACUCUGCUUAGCGCAGGGAGAGACAAGGUUGUAAAUUUGUGGAACUUACAUGAUUAUGGCUGCAUGACCACCAUACCAAUGUUUGAGUCACUUGAAGCCCUGUGUAUAAUUGGUCCAGAAUCUCCCUUUGCUGCAUGCCUGGCUUCAUUGACACAUCCACAGACAAAGAAGAGAAACAAUGUACCAUCAAUUAAUUUCAUCACUGUCGGUGAACGGGGAUUAGUACGGAUGUGGAGUUCUGAUAGGGCACUGUGCCUUUUUGAGCAGAAAUCCUCUGAUAUUUCCGUAAGCUCUGACAGCGAAGAUUCGAAGAGAGGCUUUACUUCUGCUAUGAUUUUGCCUGCAAGUCAGGAGUUACUUUGUGUUACAGCUGACCAGCAGUUUUUUCUUUAUUAUCCGGAGGAAUUUGAAGGUAGUCUGAAUGUAGUUCUUAGGAAGAGGUUUGUUGGAUACAAUGAAGAGAUUGCAGAUAUGAAAUUUUUGGGUGACGAGGAACAGUUCCUUGCUGUUUCAACAAGCGUAGAGCAGGUGCGAGUGUAUGAUCUUACAUCAAUGUCAUGCUCUUACGUGUUGGCUGGGCAUACUGAUGUUAUUUUGUGCCUUGAUACCUGUGUAUCAAGUUCUGGAAGAACACUUAUUGUGACGGGGAGUAAGGACAACUCCGUUAGGUUAUGGGAUUGCCAGAGCAAGGCUUGUGUUGGAGUUGGCAUAGGUCACAUGGGAGCUGUCGGAGCUGUGGCUUUAUCAAAGAAACAACGGAACUUCUUUGUGAGUGGUAGUAGUGACCGUACGCUAAAGGUAUGGCAUUUUGAUGGUGUCUCUGACAACAAUGAAGAAGUCCUAACUUUGAAAGCAAAAGCAGUUGUAGCAGCACAUGACAAGGAUAUUAACUCUUUGGCAGUAGCACCAAAUGAUAGUCUUGUUUGCAGUGGUUCCCAGGAUCGCACUGCUUGCAUAUGGAGACUUCCAGACCUUGUAUCAGUGGUUACACUGAAAGGGCAUAAAAGGGGGAUAUGGUCUGUUGAGUUUUCUCCAGUUGAUCAUUGUGUGAUAACAGCUUCUGGAGACAAGACGAUAAAGAUAUGGGCAAUAUCUGACGGAUCAUGUUUGAAAACAUUUGAAGGGCAUACGUCAAGUGUGUUAAGAGCAACAUUUCUUACCCGUGGCACCCAGUUUAUUUCUUGUGGUGCUGAUGGUUUGGUGAAGCUGUGGACAGUUAAGACAAAUGAGUGUAUUGCCACAUAUGACCAACAUGAGGAUAAGAUUUGGGCCCUGGCUGUUGGUAAGAAAACAGAAAUGCUUGCAACUGGCGGUGGUGAUGCGGUGAUCAAUUUGUGGCAUGACUCAACAGCUUCUGAUAAAGAGGAAGCUUUUCGGAAAGAAGAGGAAGGCGUUCUAAGGGGUCAAGAGCUAGAAAAUGCUUUAAUAGAUGCUGAAUACACCAGAGCAAUUCAGAUUGCAUUUGAGCUUCACAGACCACACAAACUUCUAGAGUUAUUUGGCGACCUCUGCAGGAAGAGCGAUGCGCAAGAUCAGAUAGGAAAAGCAGUAAAGGCUCUUGCUAAAGAAGAGCGUCGCCUGCUUUUUGAAUAUGUCCUGGAUUGGAACACGAAGCCAAAGUUUUGUCAUAUUGCACAGUAUAUUCUUUUCCGGGCAUUCAGUGUUCUCUCACCUGCCGAGAUUCUCGAGAUUAAGGGUAUUGGAGAACUGCUUGAAGGUCUUAUUUCUUAUUCUCAGAGGCAUUUCAUUAGAGUAGAUAGAUUAGAAAGAAGCACGUUCAUGUUGGACUAUACUUUAAUUGGAAUGUCGGUCAUUGAGCCAGAAGGUAAUGAGGGGAGAUCAGAGGACAAGGAUGCUAGACUUUCUAUUGGUCUCGCUGGCGAGCAGUUAAUUGAGUUUGAUUCAAUGGAGCAAGAGCAGCAGCAUAAAGAAAUGAAAGAAAAAAAAUCUUCAAAAAAGCGAAAAAACAAAUCAAGAGAUGCCACUAGCAAGAAAGUGAAGGGGUUGACUGACACUUAAGAUUCAGUUAUAGCAUCAGUGGCGUAAGAUGUUGCUAUUCUGAUGAACUAAGCGAGUUGCAUCCCUUUGUUGAGCUUGAUGAUUGAAAGGGGUUGAGCCUUGGUGUUGCUGAUCUUCAUUGAAAGGGGUUGCACGUGCAAAGUGCGGAAAUCUCUUUGCCAGGAAGGUCUUUUCCUCUGCCCCCAAAAGAUUUUGGAUGCUAGCCAUAGAAUACAUCAGCAAUUUUUAACUACUGUAAAGAUUUUGGACUGCAAAGGAAAAAUUUUCGACACUGGAGUGGAAGUUACCUUGACCCCUCUCCAGUAUUUUCAGGUUAUUUAUUGAUAUUUCAAUUUUAAACUGAGUUUUCUUUGUAACUUUAUAAGAAACAUAUUUAUUAUCUUAUAGUCUGUAACCUGAAUAUACCCAAGGGCAUCAAAUUUGUUAGUUCUAUUCCA